AUGGAAUUUAGGGCUUUAAUUGGAGUUCUUCCAAGGUUAAGCGCGGUUAUUGGCUGGAUUCCAUACACUCCUUACAGAUGGUCUCCAGCUCUGCAGAAGUUCGCGGUAAAGAAGCAUCCAAUAUUCCGGAUUUCCAAGUCCAGGAGAUUUUUGAUGGAAUUGAGUUUGCUAGGGGUGACUCCAAAUCAACCUGGGGUUCGAGGUUUUGAUUUGCUGACAUGGAUAUAUCUUUCAUCUUCUUCUGUGUUUUAUUUAUUGCUUCGACUCUGUAAGUAUGUGAAUCGUAAGUUUAGCAAUCAGUAUAAGGCUACCAUUGGAGCUGAUUUCCUUAGUAAGAAGUUCAGCAAUUUAAAGUUUGAAGACAGAGCCUUCAUUUUGCAGCAGGACAAGAAAGGUUCCAAAGCUUUGGCGUGGCUUUUUAUCGAGGGGCUGAUUGCUGAGAACGUCUAUGAUGUUAAUGUGAUGAAGUCGUUUUUGCUUCAGGCUAGCCCAAAUGACCCUGAGAACUUUCCAUUUGUGGUCCUAUGA
Messenger RNA from Impatiens glandulifera, 528 nucleotides. RefSeq names its product ras-related protein Rab7-like. Bases 1 to 528 code for a protein of 175 amino acids. Gene Ontology annotation, cellular component: vacuolar membrane. NCBI's taxonomy places the organism in Eukaryota, Viridiplantae, Streptophyta, Magnoliopsida, Ericales, Balsaminaceae. The record is from RefSeq and is a predicted model, not a curated record. The transcript is spliced from 6 exons.